Messenger RNA from Oryctolagus cuniculus (rabbit), 1779 nucleotides. It is a transcript of the gene TACR2, whose product is annotated as tachykinin receptor 2. The record is from RefSeq and is marked provisional. Gene Ontology annotation, biological process: G protein-coupled receptor signaling pathway; positive regulation of flagellated sperm motility. Lineage: Eukaryota; Metazoa; Chordata; Mammalia; Lagomorpha; Leporidae. Gene Ontology annotation, cellular component: sperm midpiece; plasma membrane. Gene Ontology annotation, molecular function: substance K receptor activity.
ACCUGCGAUGUCUCCUGAAUAGCACUUAGGAGGGCCCCGCGUUCCUGUGCCGGCUUGUCACGGACCAGCCGAGUGGCCUGCGCUGGUCAGAUGCCCUCCGGAAGCCUGGAUCUUCGGUAAAGGGGAUGUUUCCUGCUCUGAAUACGUGGCUUGAGCUCUACUUUUACAUGCGAUGUGCAAGAAGUCUGGCUGGGAGGAGGCACCGUGAGCUGACCAUGGCCAUGCACCAGGCCUUCUGCUCUGCCUAGCCCACCUCUACCUGAUACAUAGGACCGGCGCCCAGGCGCGUGGCUGCAUCUCCUUUACAUCUCCUCCUCUCCUCACCCCACCCCUCCACGCUAUACCCACGCACGGGAGAGGACCCAGGAGCUGUGGGCCCCAGCCCCCCCGUGCCCUGCUCAGAAGCCACCAUGGGGGCCUGUGACAUUGUGACCGAGGCCAACAUCUCAUCUGACAUUGACAGCAACGCCACAGGCGUCACCGCUUUCUCCAUGCCCGGCUGGCAGCUGGCUCUGUGGGCCACAGCCUACCUGGCCCUGGUGCUGGUGGCCGUGGUGGGCAAUGCCACGGUCAUCUGGAUCAUCCUGGCCCACCGGAGGAUGCGCACGGUCACCAACUACUUCAUCGUCAACUUGGCCCUGGCUGACCUCUGCAUGGCCACCUUCAACGCGGCCUUCAACUUUGUCUACGCCAGCCACAACAUCUGGUACUUCGGCCGCGCCUUCUGCUACUUCCAGAACCUCUUUCCCAUCACGGCCAUGUUCGUCAGCAUCUACUCCAUGACGGCCAUCGCCGCUGACAGGUACAUGGCCAUCGUCCACCCCUUCCAGCCCCGGCUCUCGGGCCCUGGCACCAAGGCAGUUAUUGCUGGCAUCUGGCUGGUGGCCCUGGCCCUCGCCUUCCCCCAGUGCUUCUACUCCACCAUCACCAUGGACCAGGGCGCCACCAAGUGCGUGGUGGCUUGGCCUGAAGACAGCGGAGGCAAGAUGCUCCUCCUGUACCACCUCACGGUGAUCGCCCUCAUCUACUUCCUGCCGCUCGUGGUGAUGUUCGUGGCCUACAGUGUCAUUGGCUUCAAGCUCUGGAGGCGCACUGUGCCCGGACACCAGACCCACGGCGCCAACCUGCGCCACCUGCGGGCCAAGAAGAAGUUCGUGAAGACCAUGGUGCUGGUGGUGGUGACGUUCGCCGUCUGCUGGCUGCCCUACCACCUCUACUUCCUGCUGGGCCACUUCCAGGACGACAUCUACUGCCGCAAGUUCAUCCAGCAGGUCUACCUGGUACUCUUCUGGCUGGCCAUGAGCUCCACCAUGUACAACCCCAUCAUCUACUGCUGCCUCAACCACAGGUUUCGCUCCGGAUUCCGCCUUGCUUUCCGCUGCUGCCCUUGGGUCACACCCACCGAGGAAGACAAGCUGGAGCUGACGCACACGCCGUCCCUCUCCGUGAGGGUCAACAGGUGUCACACCAAAGAGACUCUGUUCCUGGUUGGGGACGUGGCUCCCUCCGAGGCUGCCAAUGGGCAGGCUGGGGGUCCCCAGGAUGGGGGUGCCUAUGAUUUCUGAAGCCUCGUGCUUGGCUGCAAGGUGGGGACCUAGCACCCCUUGGGAAGCAGCCAAUUGAGAGGACCGGAUCUGAGGGUCUGGCCCAUGCCCGCCACACCCAGGGAAAACAAGAUGGGGCCAGGGUCUCCCAUGGGGCCAGCACUUACCUACGCCAGGAAUCGAAAGCUCAGGUACCUUCCUGGAGCAAGCAACAUAAAGUAGUGAACUGGAUCCA